AUGUGUACGACAGCUGUUCUCGUAUCAACACCUUGGUCAUUUACACUUGCAAGAACAGUUGAACGAUUAUUUCCAGGUAAACGAGGAGUUCAGAUUGCCAAAAAAAUAUUGACCAAUACGUUACUCGCACCGAUUAACAUAAGUCUUGUCUUUACAGCGAUUAUUCUUUUACAAGGUCAUUCACUUCGUACAGCAAGAACAAAAAUUAAAAAUGAUAUGCCAAAAACAUUCGUAAUUGGCUCAUUUUAUUGGCCAUUUAUUUCAUUUAUUAACUUUCGAUUUAUACCACUAGAUUAUCGACCGAUUAUUGGAAGUAUAGCUGGUGCUUUAUGGAAUAUUUAUGUUUCAUCAGCUGCUAAUAAUCCAAAAUUAAAUCCAGAUGGUUCAAUAAAAGCUUCAGCAGGACCAGCACCAACUUUACUUGCUGAAACAAGUGGAACAGGAGUACCGGCACUACAAGAAGCAUGGAAGACAGUAGAUCAAAAUAAAAAAGAUCUCUAG
Adineta steineri is the source of this 501-nucleotide messenger RNA. Lineage: Eukaryota; Metazoa; Rotifera; Eurotatoria; Adinetida; Adinetidae. The record is from the annotation of a GenBank genome assembly.